Messenger RNA from Ochotona curzoniae (black-lipped pika), 5166 nucleotides. RefSeq names its product cytoplasmic linker associated protein 1 (gene CLASP1). The transcript has 43 exons. The record is from RefSeq and is a predicted model, not a curated record. Gene Ontology annotation, molecular function: microtubule binding; kinetochore binding. Lineage: Eukaryota; Metazoa; Chordata; Mammalia; Lagomorpha; Ochotonidae. Gene Ontology annotation, cellular component: cytoplasmic microtubule; spindle microtubule; microtubule organizing center. Gene Ontology annotation, biological process: mitotic spindle assembly. The coding region runs from base 427 to 5142 and encodes 1571 amino acids.
GCGCCGGCCCCUUGCUCUCGCCUUUUUUUUUUUUUUUUUUUUUUUUUUAAUCCCCGCACCGAGCGCUCACCUCAGUGGGGCGGAGGAGCGGGCGGCGGCUGCGUGACCCGCGGCGACGGCCGAGGCGGAUCGCGGGGCUAAUGGACUGCUGAAUUAUGAAGUAUUUCAAACCCAGUAGUAGAAGACCGUCACUCUGCCACUCACUCCUGUAUCUCCUGCUAGUUAUUUAAAUUGGACUUUUAAUAUCCUGCCAGCUGCUUUUCAGACACACAUGGUGCAUUGUUGCCAUUCCCGGGAUUGCAUCUUUGAAACACAGGCUCCUUGGAACCCUCAGCGAACAAAGAGGCGGCCUCCCGGAUCCGGUCCUGGGAGGGAGGCGUCCUGACUGCCCUCUAGCCUUUGCUGGAUCUGGAUUUGAGUUUCACCAUGGAGCCUCGCAUGGAGUCCUGCCUGGCUCAGGUGCUGCAGAAGGAUGUGGGCAAACGGCUGCAGGUCGGCCAAGAACUUAUAGACUACUUCUCAGACAAGCAGAAGUCUGCUGACCUUGAGCAUGACCAGACCAUGUUAGAUAAGCUUGUGGAUGGACUUGCUACCUCUUGGGUGAACUCUAGCAAUUACAAGGUGGUUCUUCUGGGCAUGGACAUCCUGUCUGCCUUGGUGACCCGGCUGCAGGAUCGGUUCAAGGCGCAGAUCGGCACAGUGCUGCCAAGUCUGAUAGACAGACUGGGGGACGCUAAAGACUCUGUGAGGGAGCAGGACCAGACUCUGCUGCUAAAGAUCAUGGAUCAAGCUGCUAACCCCCAGUACGUCUGGGACAGGAUGCUCGGAGGCUUCAAACACAAGAACUUCCGCACGCGGGAAGGCAUCUGUCUGUGCCUCGUAGCCACCCUUACUGCCUCUGGAGCGCAGACUCUAACACUAAGCAAGAUCGUGCCGCACAUAUGUAACUUACUCGGAGACCCAAACAGCCAGGUUCGAGAUGCAGCCAUAAACAGCUUAGUGGAAAUUUACAGACAUGUAGGAGAACGUGUGAGGGCAGAUCUCAGUAAAAAAGGAUUGCCACAGUCCCGGUUGAAUGUAAUUUUUACAAAGUUUGAUGAGGUUCAAAAAUCUGGAAACAUGAUACAAUCUGCAAAUGAUAAGAACUUUGACGAUGAAGACUCUGUAGAUGGUAACAGGCCUUCCUCUGCCAGCUCCACAUCAUCCAAGGCGCCGCCAGGCUCUCGGAGAAAUGUCAGCACGGCUCCCACGCGCAGACUGGGCUCCAAGUCGUCAGCUGCAAAAGAAGGUGCUGGUGCUGUUGACGAAGAAGACUUUAUUAAAGCAUUUGAUGAUGUGCCUGUUGUGCAGAUUUACUCCAGCCGAGACCUUGAGGAAUCCAUAAACAAAAUUAGGGAAAUCUUAUCUGAUGACAAGCAUGACUGGGAGCAGCGGGUGAAUGCUUUAAAAAAGAUCAGAUCUUUACUUUUGGCUGGUGCUGCUGAGUAUGAUAACUUCUUUCAACAUUUGCGUCUUUUGGAUGGAGCGUUUAAGCUCUCUGCUAAGGACCUGCGGUCUCAGGUAGUGCGGGAGGCUUGUAUCACGCUGGGGCAUCUGUCAUCAGUUCUGGGGAACAAGUUUGAUCAUGGAGCUGAAGCCAUUAUGCCAACCAUCUUUAAUUUAAUUCCAAACAGUGCCAAAAUUAUGGCCACGUCUGGUGUUGUAGCUGUUAGGUUAAUCAUCCGGCAUACACAUAUCCCUAGGCUAAUACCUGUCAUAACAAGCAACUGUACCUCUAAGUCGGUUGCAGUCAGAAGGCGCUGUUUUGAAUUUUUAGACUUGCUUUUACAAGAGUGGCAGACACAUUCACUGGAACGACAUAUAUCAGUGUUAGCAGAAACAAUCAAGAAGGGAAUCCAUGAUGCUGAUUCUGAAGCCAGGAUAGAAGCCAGAAAAUGCUACUGGGGCUUCCACAGUCACUUCAGCAGAGAAGCCGAGCACUUGUACCACAGCCUGGAGUCCUCCUACCAGAAAGCUCUGCAGUCUCAUCUGAAGAAUUCCGACAGCAUCGUGUCACUGCCUCAUUCUGACCGGUCCUCGUCCAGUUCCCAAGAGAGCCUCAACCGGCCACUGUCUGCCAAAAGAAGUCCAACAGGAAGCACCACAUCGAGAGCUUCCACAGUUAGCACCAAGUCUGUGUCGACCACGGGUUCCCUGCAGCGGUCACGAAGUGACAUCGAUGUGAAUGCUGCAGCCAGUGCCAAAUCCAAGGUUUCCUCGUCUUCAGGUGCCACUCCAUUCAGCUCAGCAGCGGCUUUGCCUCCAGGCUCCUAUGCCUCACUAGAUGGUACUGCCACUAAAGCGGAGGGUCGGAUCCGCACGAGACGGCAGAGCUCUGGCAGUGCCUCCAACGUCGCCUCCACGCCCUCUGACAGUCGGGGCCGCAGCCGCGCCAAAGUGGUUUCCCAGUCCCAGCGAUCCAGAUCUGCUAAUCCUGCUGGUGCUGGCAGCCGAUCGAGUUCCCCAGGCAAAUUGUUGGGAAGCAGUUAUGGUGGACUUGCUGGGGGUUCCUCGAGAGGCCCACCUGUGACAUCAUCUUCAGAGAAACGCAGCAAGAUUCCCAGGAGUCAGGGAUGCAGCCGGGAAACAAGUCCAAACCGCAUCGGAUUAGCACGGAGCAGCCGUAUCCCUCGACCCAGCAUGAGUCAGGGGUGCAGCCGCGAUACCAGCCGUGAGAGCAGCCGCGAUACAAGCCCUGCUCGGGGCUUUCCUCCACUCGCCUCUCGACGUCAUUCCAGGUCCACUAGUGCUCUCUCCACUGCUGAAUCUGUUGGCCAGUCAGACCGGUAUGGACUUGGCCAGACGGGAAGAAUGCCGGGCUCUGUGAGCGCCAUGCGCGUCCUGAGCACCAGCACAGACCUGGAAGCUGCGGUUGCCGACGCUCUGCUGUUAGGAGACUCCAGGAGCAAGAAGAAGCCGGUGAGGAGGAGAUACGAGCCGUACGGGAUGUAUUCUGACGACGAUGCCAACAGUGACGCUUCAAGUGUUUGCUCUGAGCGCUCCUACGGCUCCAGGAAUGGCGGCAUCCCCCAUUAUCUGCGACAGACCGAGGAUGUGGCAGAGGUUCUCAAUCACUGUGCUAGCUCAAACUGGUCUGAGAGGAAAGAGGGACUUCUGGGCCUGCAGAACCUCCUGAAGAGCCAGAGGACGCUGAGUCGAGUAGAGUUGAAAAGACUGUGUGAAAUCUUCACCCGGAUGUUUGCUGACCCUCACAGCAAGAGAGUUUUCAGUAUGUUUUUGGAGACUUUAGUGGAUUUUAUAAUAAUUCAUAAGGAUGACUUGCAAGACUGGCUUUUUGUUCUUCUCACACAACUACUUAAGAAGAUGGGAGCAGAUUUGCUGGGAUCCGUGCAAGCCAAAGUGCAGAAGGCUCUAGACGUGACGAGGGAUUCCUUUCCAUUUGAUCAACAAUUUAACAUUUUGAUGCGAUUUAUUGUGGAUCAAACUCAAACUCCAAACCUCAAGGUCAAAGUUGCAAUCCUGAAAUACAUUGAGUCUCUGGCCAGACAGAUGGAUCCAACAGAUUUCAUCAACUCCAGCGAGACAAGGCUGGCUGUUUCUAGAAUCAUCACCUGGACAACAGAACCAAAGAGUUCAGACGUGAGAAAGGCCGCACAAAUUGUGCUCAUCUCUCUGUUUGAAUUGAACACUCCUGAAUUUACUAUGUUACUUGGUGCCUUGCCAAAAACAUUCCAGGAUGGUGCCACCAAACUCCUGCAUAACCACCUCAAGAAUUCCAGCAACACUAGUGUGGGCUCUCCAAGCAAUACAAUGGGCCGCACGCCCUCCCGGCACCCCAGCAGCAGGACCAGCCCCCUGACCUCACCCACAAACUGCUCCCACGGAGGACUGUCUCCAAGUCGGUUAUGGGGUUGGAGUGCCGAUGGGCUCUCGAAGCACCCACCUCCCUUUUCUCAGCCUAACUCCAUUCCCACCGCUCCCUCCCACAAGACUCUCAGGCGCCCUUACUCUCCCAGCAUGCUGGACUAUGACACAGAGAACCUGAACUCUGAAGAAAUCUAUAGUUCCCUGCGUGGAGUCACGGAAGCCAUCGAAAAGUUUAGUUUCCGAAGCCAAGAGGAUCUGAAUGAGCCAAUUAAACGAGACGGCAGAAAGGACUGUGACAGUGUGUCCCGCGAUGGCGGAGCUGCGUCUCCUGCCACUGAAGGCCGGGGAGGCGGAGAAGUAGAAGGAGGCAGGACAGCGCUGGAUAACAAGACCUCGCUCCUCAACACCCAGCCUCCGCGCGCCUUUCCCGGGCCACGUGCACGAGACUACAAUCCUUUUCCCUAUUCUGACACCAUCAACACCUAUGACAAGACAGCGCUAAAGGAGGCUGUGUUUGACGAUGACAUGGAGCAGCUUCGAGAUGUGCCCAUUGACCAUUCCGACCUGGUGGCCGACCUUCUGAAAGAGCUGUCGAACCACAAUGAGCGUGUGGAAGAGCGCAAGGGUGCCCUGCUGGAGCUGCUCAAGAUCACACGGGAGGACAGCUUAGGCGUGUGGGAGGAGCACUUUAAGACCAUCCUGCUGCUGCUGCUGGAGACGCUGGGUGACAAAGACCAUUCCAUCCGCGCACUAGCGCUCAGAGUUCUGCGGGAAAUCCUGAGAAACCAGCCAGCAAGAUUCAAAAACUACGCCGAGCUAACAAUCAUGAAGACUCUGGAAGCCCACAAAGACUCCCAUAAAGAGGUUGUGAGAGCCGCUGAGGAGGCCGCGUCCACAUUGGCCAGUUCCAUCCACCCCGAGCAGUGCAUCAAGGUGCUCUGUCCCAUCAUCCAGACGGCUGACUACCCCAUCAACCUCGCCGCCAUCAAGAUGCAGACCAAAGUGGUGGAGAGGAUCGCCAAGGAGUCCCUGCUGCAGCUACUGGCGGACAUCAUCCCGGGCCUGCUGCAGGGUUAUGACAACACGGAGAGCAGCGUGCGCAAGGCCAGUGUGUUUUGCUUAGUGGCAAUUUAUUCCGUAAUCGGAGAAGACCUGAAGCCUCACCUGGCACAGCUCACGGGGAGCAAGAUGAAGCUGCUCAACUUGUACAUAAAGCGAGCCCAGACCACCAACAGCAACAGCAGCUCCUCCUCAGAUGUGUCCACACACAGCUAAUGGCGGUACCCACACACAGCUGAU